GAAAACUGAAUGCAAUAUAUAUUUUUAUUUUUGGAUCAGUUGUACCGUUUGUUUCAUUUCAAUCCUUGAUUUUCUACUGGACUGGUUCUAAUUGUAUUUUCAAAGAGUAGUCCGAGAAAGAAUGUUUCUAAAGCCAUUUAGGGUAAAGAGACAAAAUACUUUAAAAGGAUCAGACAAAAAGAAAAUUAAAAAUGACAUAGGAAAGUUAUAUCGUAUAGAGGAAAAUGUACUAUCAGAAUUAUUCCCAGCUAAAGGUGACAUGUCAGUGGCUAAAGUAGAACUUCACAGUGGAGAAAUAGCUAAUAUCUAUUCUUGUCAGAAGAACCCUAUUUUCUUCGAAAUUAACAAAAAAUGGUUUCCAUCAGUUUAUGCAUUGUGGAAAGCUCCUGAAAUGUUACCAGUAUUUACAACAUGGCCUCCAGUGUUUACUAAGCUAGCAGUCGGUGCAGAUCUGAUGUUGCCAGGUGUUGUUGUAUCAGGACAAGUUCAUAUGGGAACAUUCCGUGGUAUUAAGAAAGGUGAUAUUGCCAGUAUAAAGCUUGUUGGAAAUAGAUCACCAAUGGCUGUAGGAGAAACAUUAUUAUCAGGAGAAGAUAUGUAUUUAUCUGCUAUGAAAGGAAAAGGAGUUAAACCAUUACAUAUGAUGGGAGAUCUAUUAUGGGAAAUGGGUGACCAGUCUGUACCUCCAUUUCUAAAAGAUGAUCUGGAUAUAGAUGUCGAAGAUUCUGAUGAAGAAGGAGAGACCAGUAAAGUGAAAAAGUCAACUGAGAUUAACAGUCAAUCUGCAGGUCUCUCCAUGGAGACACUAUCAAUAGAUAAUGAUAAUAAUGAAACUGAAGGAGCUACUGCCAAUAUAUCUCAAUCAGAAGAAGAAUCAGAAGAAAGUUCUGAAGAAGAAGAAGAUCCCAAAGAGGCAAUGGACGAAUUGCUGAAUUACUGUUGUUUAUGUGCUUUAAAGGGAAAAAUGAAGAAAUCAGAUCUUCCUCUAUCAACUGGUAUCUUCUUUAAAAAUUUCUUACAGCCUUAUUGCCCGGAAGAUAAAUAUAUUGAUAUUAAAAAGUCUAGUUAUAAAAAGCUCUCCAAAUUUCUACAGACAAUAGAAGCUAAAGGUAUACUUAAAGUCAAAACAUUAUCUAAAGGAAUGGAUAGUAUUGUAGAAUUUGAUAAAACACAUGAAGAAUUGAAAGAUCUUGAAGUACCAGAAAUAGUAAUACCUACCAGUACUAGUUCUAAUGAAGAUGAAUUUCAAUCACCUACUAUAGCAGAUGUUUUCUGUAUUCCUGCUAAUCUUUUAUAUUUUUUUAAACCUAGAAAAUAUAGUAAGGGACAGGGUAUAACAGCAGAUGAAGUGAGACAAGGAUUAACUGAUUAUGUUAAGACAAAUGACCUACAACUUUCUGAAGACAAAUCGUUAAUAAAAUUAGAUCCAAUAUUAGCUGAGAUAGUGUUAAGGAAAACAGAAUGUGAUGUUGUUACUAUGAAAUGGGAUUUAGCUAAGGCUAGAUUAUUUGAGAAGAUGCAGCCUGGAUUUCAGAUAACUUUUCCUGGUAAACCUCCAAUAAUUAAGAAAGGAAAAAUAGACCCCAUUAAAAUUGAUGUGGUUCAGAGGAUGGGCAAUAAAAAAGUAACAUUGAUAGAUAAUGUAGAAACAUUUGGAAUAGAUCCAGAUAAAUUUGCUCACCUAAUACAAGUGAAGAGAGCUUGUAGUACUACAGUCAGUCCAUCUAUACAGAAAAAUAAAGGUUUACAGAUAUUAGCUCAAGGAAACCAGGUGGAUUUUAUAAGACAAUUGUUAAUAGAAAAAUAUAAAUUACCACUUAGAUUUGUGGAAGGCUUAGAAAAGGGAAGUAAUAAGAAGAAAAAGAAAAGAUAAUGGUGAAUUCGCCUCUGGGAUGAAGUCAAACUGAUAGGUCUGAUGGUGAUGAGUUGGUGCUGAUGAAAUAAGUUUUUGAAUAAAUUCAUUUUUAAAUG
Messenger RNA from Lottia gigantea (owl limpet), 1971 nucleotides. RefSeq lists its product as hypothetical. The record is from RefSeq and is a predicted model, not a curated record. The coding region runs from base 122 to 1873 and encodes 583 amino acids. The transcript has 15 exons. Lineage: Eukaryota; Metazoa; Mollusca; Gastropoda; Lottiidae. Gene Ontology annotation, biological process: translational initiation; formation of translation preinitiation complex. Gene Ontology annotation, molecular function: RNA binding; translation initiation factor activity.